Epinephelus fuscoguttatus (brown-marbled grouper) is the source of this 1082-nucleotide messenger RNA. RefSeq lists its product as uncharacterized. The record is from RefSeq and is a predicted model, not a curated record. Lineage: Eukaryota; Metazoa; Chordata; Actinopteri; Perciformes; Serranidae. Gene Ontology annotation, molecular function: zinc ion binding; nucleic acid binding. The transcript has a single exon. The coding region runs from base 342 to 1082 and encodes 246 amino acids.
AACCCUGUUUAUUGUAUGUUAUAUAUGUCUGCCGGUCCACUAGGUGGCGCAAGCGUAUAUGUUGUUAUCUGUUGGGGGUAUCUAUUCAGAUAAAAAGAGUAAGAGCACUGGGCCUGUUGUUAUGAAGCAAGAAGUGACUGAGUUACACAGAGUUCGUCUGGAACAAAAUAAACUCCCCUGUGUUCAACAAGAAGCUCUCCCUUGAGUUACUACAUAAAUGGCGACGAGGAUAAAGUCACAGCGGAUGCCUCGUAUGGAUGCAGAUGAAUGAGUAAGAGACUCGCUGCUAAGUGGCUAAGUUAGCAUAGCAAACCGGACUUUGUAACCAAGUGCAAGACAGCAUGGCGGCUAUGGUAGGAAGCACCGCUCCUUUUGAUAGUCAAGCCCAGACGUGGGAGGAAUAUUGUGAAGUGCUCCACCAUUUUUUUGAAGCUAAUGAGAUCGACGAUGCAGGUCGACAGAAAGCUAUAUUGCUCAGUUCAGUGGGCAGUCAGACUUACAGUCUCAUGCGCAACUUGGUCAGCCCCACCAAACCGGGAGACAAGAGCUUUGAUGAACUUGUCAAGUUAUUAAAGGAUCAUUUCAACCCUAAACCCAGCGAGAUUGUGCAGCGUUUCAAGUUUAACUCCAGGAACAGAAAGCAGGGAGAAACAGUUAUGGAGUAUGUUGCCGUGCUGAGGAAAUUAGCACAAGACUGCAACUAUGGAGACAAGUUAUCAGAGAUGAUACGUGAUAGACUGGUCUGUGGCAUUGGAGAUGACCGCAUUCAGCGCAGACUGCUAUCAGAGCCGGAUUUGACCUUCGACAAGGCACUGAAGUUGGCCCAGGCCAUUGAGACGGCCAGCAAAGAUGUGAAAGACUUACAUUCUCUGGAGUUUGCACCCCCACACACGGAGGCACCCCAGGCAGUGCAUAAAAUGUCUACAAAGCAGACCCCCAGUAAGCAGCAGCACCAGCGUAAGGCUUGCUACAGAUGUGGUGGUGAGCAGCACAGGGCUGGGGACUGUAGGUUUAUUAAAGAAACCUGUCACAAGUGCGGUAAGGUUGGCCACAUUCAGAAAGUGUGUAGGUUCAAGGGCUGA